AUACUAUACAACCGACGCAUAAAAUUUUUGUCUUUUCUUCAUAUAUAUACAAACGAUUUUAUAACUGAUUUUUUUUUCCCGUUAUUCAAUGAUAUUUUUAAUUAAUUUUGUUUUAAAUUAGAAGAUAAUUUUUAAUAAUUUUCGAAAUUAUUAUUAUUUUUCAUUUUGACUAACCAGUUAUACUGCGCUGUGUAAUGUAAUCCGAUCGAAUCAAUUUCCUUGUAGAUUACAUGUAUACAGGAAGCCUGUUGGAUAGCAGUGUAAGCAGUGCCGUCUUAUUAGCAAUUGAGGCGUAACUAGCCGUGUUUGUUUCAUUACAUUAUGGAAGUUGUCUGUCUAUCGAAUGACUUACAAUAAAUUCGAACAGCAUUAAUUGCCGUGAGGUCAUGUUUUGCACCAACAUGUGGAAAUGUCAAAAGAGUUCAAGAAAGAGCUAAAAAAUAAAAAACGAAGGGAUGUCCUUUUAACAGAUUUUACCCUCCAUGAUUAUUCAGCUUCUGGAAGAUUCAAGAAAGCACAUAUCAAUGCUUUCCACAAAGAAGCUAAACAGUUACAAACAAUUCCAACUUUAGUUCAAGAUGUUGUUGAAAAUUGGUUUGAAAAAGAUGCGGAUGACUUCGAUACAGACACAGUUUCUUCAAAAGGAGAGGAUGAAGAUGAAGAGGAAAAGAAAAAAAUAAUUAACGAUGAAACAAGUAAAUCAAGUAAAUCUGAAAAUAUCAGGAGAAAAACAAAAUUGAAAAACGUUGUACCUGAUGAUUCUGGAUUUAUUUAUCCUGCUGAUAUUUGGCAUAUUCUAUCAUUGUAUAUCCAUCCUGAAGAUGUUUGGCGAUUUGCUUCUAUCUGCAAAUACGCAAAUACUGCAAUCCAUACUGUAAGGUUUUGGCGUCAUCUCUAUCAUAGGCAUUGUUAUGACUUGACUCUGCUUCCAAGGAAUCUGAUGCCUUUUAAUUUGGAAUGUAUCCAUGGACUUCGAGCUCGAGUUAUACGGUCACUUCAUCAUGCAUAUCCACCUCUCUUGAACAAGACCAUCAAAUUCUCUGUAGAUGAUAUUCCAAACCAACUUGAAGGGCAACGAUGCAUUCUUUUCUGGCAAACUCAAAUGGCUGACAAUCAAAGCUGGAAUUUCUACUUUAAGUUCAAAAGGGACUCUACAUUCUCAAACAAACUAAACCAUUCUAGUAAACGUAACGAUCUCUUGAAUGGCUAUAAUGAUAUGUUUCACAACCCUGAAAAAGAUUGUACAGUACUUUUAGUAACUUGUAAGAACUAUUCCUUUGUUCCUGUUGUCAUGGGCUAUGUACUAAACAAACUAAGUGUAGCGGUCAGCCAGACAAUGCGCUAUCAUAGGAUGAAACUUAGUUUCAAUACCCGCUUUUUUAAUAACGGCAAUUCUUCAGGAGGUCCCGGAGAAGAAAUGAUCGUCUUAGAUCCUGUGAUGAGUUGGCAGUGUAUGGGAUGGUGGCAUCCUAGUUAUCCCAGUGUGUGAAAUCUGUUUUAUUGGCCCAGGAACUCAUAUAGUCUAAGAACAUUAUAGAAAAUAAUAAAUAUUGUUGUGAAACUGUGAAACCCAAAGAACCUAUUUUUGAUCUCUGUCUCAGCAAAUAGUUGAGACACACUGUUCACAAGUUCAAAUAAGCUAGAUUGCCUUGAGGAAGAGAGCAGUCUGACAUCUUCAGGUAGGGCAUUACAUCAGAGGGUGAAAAAUUACUGCAGAUACUAAAUUAGAUAUAGUGCUGAAUAUGUGGUGAGGGGGGGGGGGAGAAUUGGUUGCUAUUAUUGUAUGAAGCGUAACAUUGUUGUCAUGCAAUAGCAGCAGCACAUACGCUACUCGUUCAACUCAUUCAUCCAUUUAUUCAUUUUAUGUUGAUUUUUCCAUGCUAGAAUGAGUUGGAUGAAUACAUAUCAUCAGGGCAUUGUUUUGCAACAAGAUGCCCGUCCUGUUGUCAGCCCUUACUUAUUUUACAAGUAAAGGGAUUUUUGUUUUUUAUUCUACUUUAUUCCACACACACACACACACACACAUAUAUAUAUAUAUAUAUAUAUACAUAUGCAUAUAUAUAUAUGCAUAUAUAUAUAUAUAUAUGUAUGUAUGUAUGUAUGUAGGUGAUGGGCUUCCAUACAGUUUCUGUCUACCAAUUCCACUCACAAGGCAUUCGUCGGCUCGAGACUAUUAUAGAAAAUACUUGCCCAGGGUGCUACAUAGUGUGAUUGAUCUCAAAACCACAUGGUCUCAUAGUGAACUCCGCCUCCGUACAGCCAAACGUCUGCACCCGCAUAUAUCUAAUUUAGUAUUGGUCUUUAGUUCUUGUCCCUCUGAUGAAAAGCUCUGCCUGAAAUGCGAAAGACCCUCCCCCACCUCUUUUCUUCACAGCAACCUAUCUUAUUGUAUUUUGUGAACAGUUUAUUAUUGGUAGUACAACUAUUACUUAUAUAGAAUUAAUUAAAAGCCUCUUUAAAUCAUACAGGCAAUUAAUGUGACAGUUAACUAUUUAAGGGUCUUAAAGGAGCAGAACUAAUAGAUAACUGCAAUAGAAAAUGAGCUGUGUAAAUUUUAUUACAGCAAUAAAAUUAGUUAUAAAAAUAAUAAGAUCAAUAAUAAUGACUACAAUAUCAUCGGUAAUAAGUUAUACUAAACAAUUUAUAUGAUUAUACAAUAUUUUCAAAUAAACAUGAGUUUCGCCAAUGUAACCAUAUGGACUUCAACUUUCAGAGCCA
Messenger RNA from Octopus bimaculoides (California two-spot octopus), 2718 nucleotides. RefSeq names its product transmembrane protein 183. Gene Ontology annotation, biological process: regulation of protein stability. Gene Ontology annotation, cellular component: SCF ubiquitin ligase complex. NCBI's taxonomy places the organism in Eukaryota, Metazoa, Mollusca, Cephalopoda, Octopoda, Octopodidae. The record is from RefSeq and is a predicted model, not a curated record.